Molecule: messenger RNA, 642 nt
Organism: Salvia hispanica
Lineage: Eukaryota; Viridiplantae; Streptophyta; Magnoliopsida; Lamiales; Lamiaceae
Product: protein NODULATION SIGNALING PATHWAY 2
Source: RefSeq, a predicted model, not a curated record
AUGGUGAUGGACCUCGGCUUUCCAAUCUUCGAUUAUAGCACGACCACGUACACGACCACCAUGACAGCCUCGUCCACGGACGAGGGCUGCAACUGGAACGCCUGGUCGCCGGUGGUCGACUGGAAGGCGCUCUCCGGUGACCAGGAAGACUUCCAAAACCUCAUUGAUUCCAUGAUUGAUGAAAAUGUAGUGUUGCACCCUAUUGAUCAACUUGAAGAAACAGAGGAGGAAGAAGAAGAGUACAACAAUUUAUCCCCGGAGUACAACAUGGCGGAGGCCGAGGACUCGAAGGGGCUGCGACUCAUCCACCUCCUCACGGCGGCAGCGGAGGCGGUGGUGGGCCCCAACGAGUGCCGCGGAUUGGCCAGGGUGAUAUUGGUUCGGCUCAAGGAGUUGGUGUCGCCAACCGACGGCACCAACAUGGAGAGGCUCGCGGCCUACUUCACCGACGCCUUGCAAGCUCUGCUCGACGCCGCCGCCGGAGGAAAACAUCCCCUCGGCGUCGAGCACCACCGGACCGACGUCCUCGCGGCGUUCCAAUUGCUGCAGGACAUGUCCCCUUAUGUCAAAUUUGGCCAUUUCACGGCCAAUCAAGCCAUAUUGGAGGCCGUGGCCUUCUAUUUGGACAUCUCAAGAUUGUGA